Messenger RNA from Scatophagus argus, 2968 nucleotides. It is a transcript of the gene arpc5b, whose product is annotated as actin related protein 2/3 complex, subunit 5B. The coding region runs from base 166 to 618 and encodes 150 amino acids. Gene Ontology annotation, biological process: Arp2/3 complex-mediated actin nucleation; cell migration; regulation of actin filament polymerization. Gene Ontology annotation, cellular component: Arp2/3 protein complex; cytoplasm; actin cytoskeleton. The transcript is spliced from 4 exons. Lineage: Eukaryota; Metazoa; Chordata; Actinopteri; Scatophagidae. Gene Ontology annotation, molecular function: actin filament binding. The record is from RefSeq and is a predicted model, not a curated record.
AAAAAAGGGGAGGAAGUCAGGAAGCCGCCUGCCUGCCUGCCUGCCCGUGACAGCCGUAUCAAAGAAAAUCACUGUAAAAAAACAGAAAGAAAGGCCGGGACUUGAGCUUCAACUCCAACUCUUGUCCUUUCCAGCCGAGAAUAAGACUCCCAAACCGCCGCCGACAUGUCGAAGAGCACCGUGUCCGCCCGCUUCAGGCGAGUGGACGUGGACGAGUACGACGAGAACAAAUUUGUGGACGAGGAGGACGGGGGAGAAAACCAGCUGGGUCCCGACGAGGCAGAGGUGGACUCCCUUAUCAGGCAAGGAAAUCUCAUGGAGGCUUUGCACGCAGUUCUGAAGAACCCGCCAAUCAACACAAAGAACCAGAAUGUCAAGGAUCGCGCAGAGGGUUUGGUGCUGAAGGUGCUCAGUGCCUUUAAAAGCAGCGACAUUGAGAAAGGGGUGCAGUCCCUCGACAAGAACGGUGUGGACCUGCUGAUGAAAUACAUCUACAAGGGCUUCGAGAGGCCAUCAGAAAACAGCAGCGCGGUCCUCCUGCAGUGGCAUGAAAAGGCUCUGGCGGCUGGAGGAGUGGGCAGCAUCGUCAGGGUACUCACAGCGAGGAAGACGGUGUAAGAGAGGCAGCCGAGGAUCAGUUCACUCCACAUCUCUACAGGAGGACUGCAUCUGUACUGUACCGUUCACGUAAUCUGACAGAUAGCAUAGCGACUCAAAGGAGCAGCUGUUUUUUAACCCAGUGUACGAUCCUGCUGCGUUCAGUCUGAAAAAGAAAAGAAAAUCAGAUCUGGGUCACAUUAGGUUAAAAUAAAAAAGGGUUUUCUUCUUUCUUCCUAUGCACGAUCACAGUCUGCUAAAUUCCUCACAGGGUGCUACAGAUGAAUUCACACCCCAUCUGUGUGGGAUGCGUCCCUGAUAUUUUAACAGUAUCCCACCCUCCUCCCUCUCCAUGUCAUUCCUGUGCAGCAGCGGUUCCCAACCCAAAACGCUGGUCAGCAUUUGAGUAUUGAUUUUGACACGUCCCUCUAAUAUUUUGUCUUGUUAAUUGCUAUACGGGGCAGCACGGUGGUGCAGUGGUUAGCAUUGUCGCCUCACAGCAAGAGGGUUCCAGGUUCGAAUCCCGGUCUGGGCCCUUCUGUGUGGAGUUUGCAUGUUCUCCCUGUGCCUGUGUGGGUUUUUGGUACUCUGGCUUCCUCCCACAAUACCAAAAACAUGCACAUCAGGUUAAUUGGCUACUCUACAUUGCCCCUAGGUGUGAGUGUGAGAGUGUGUGGUUGUUUGUGUGUUGGCCCUGCGAUUGACUGGCGACCAGUCCAGGGUGUACCCCACCUCUCACCCGUAGUCAGCUGGGAUAGGCUCCAGCUCCCCCGCGACCCUGCCGGAUAUACAAAAUGGAUGGAUGGAUGGAUAGUUGUUAUACCUUUUUUUUAAUUAACCUCAGCCUGUGUGACGAGGAGUCACCAGCAGACCUCCUUUAAUUUAAGCGUUCGGGAGCCGCUGCUGUACACAGCUGAUAUGAACAAACACAGCAGCGUAUCCAGCUUUGCUUCUCUCAGGAAAACUCUCUCGGUGUCGGUUUUUCGCAUCAUUCCCUUGUGUCAUUUGCGCAGUAGAGACUUCCUGGUGGAAUAAAAGCCUGAUUCUCUGUCAGUAAAUCCUCUCACUGCCUCUCGACAUAACACUUUAGCAGCGGGAGCAUCCUGAAAAGCACAGUCACAGAUGGAGGGUGGUGGAUUUGGUCACGGGGGUCGCCGUGCACUUGCGGGGGUGGGGUGGGGUGGUGUCAUCCAUCCAUCCAUCCUUUCACGCUGCCGGCUGCCCCAGUUAAGUAUUAUUACCCACGAUGCAUCUCCACUACCACUCUUAUUAAUCUCAUUUUACUGAUCCUGACAUUCUGUGUACGUCUGUCUUGUCUGUCUGCUACUGCACAUCAUGUGGCUCUGCUGUUUAAAGGAGCUGCAUUUUGUCUGUAUUUCAGGAAAAUGACCCUGAGAGUCUUUUAUCAGAUUGCUUUUUUUUUAUUUUUGGUAUUUAACAGAAAGGUAAUCUAGGAUUAAACAUUUUCCUCUUUAUAGUAAUGACUUUUGCCUCGAGGCUAAAUCCCGACUUGAUCAACAUUUUUUAAAAAAAGUUGUUUUAAAGGCUUAACAAUAUCAAGAGAGACUAAGAUAAUGAUAAUAUUUUGGUUCUCUGAAAAUGGAGAGGGAAUUUUAUGUGAUUUUAAAAAAAUAUAUAUUGUUUGCAUGAUUCCAUGGUAGAGAGUUUUAAGUAUUUUCUCAAGCAUUUCAUACCUGUCUUUUGUACACGUUUAUGUGUCUCUUCUGGAAGAUUUAAGCGGAAAAACGGAAAAGUAAAAAGUUUUAUCUGCCUUAUCGGGUAGAUUUCCUCUGUUGCCAAAUGAUUAUUAUUUUUGCUUCCAUGGAGAAUUUAGUUUCCAUUGUGUGCUAGAGAAGGAUUUUAACGACCGAGUGAUGGCGUUGUAACAGCACAAACUAACACAAAACCGCGUUUAAAGAAAAAAAAAAAGAAUGUCGCGGUUUUGAAAAUAAACAGCGCGUGGACGUAAUGACGAAGGACGUUCAGCUCCUGCGUCAUGUUUCGUUCCUGCUCAUUUCCGGUCGCGUGAGUGGAAUUUCUGAUUGGAUGUUGCUUUUGCUAAAACGCAUCGCGAGUCGCUUUCUCACCAGUUGAUGUUUAGACGUGGCUUUUCAUGUGUGAAUACUGUCAUCAGCCAUGAUGCAUCCAGACAUUAGAUUCCUUUUUCUCUAAUGCAGUAACGUCUAGUUUUACAUGUAAGCGAAAAGGAGAACGUUAUGGUUUCUUCUUCUUCUUCUUCCUCUGCCUCACGUGUUCUAGUCGGAGACGAGGGAGAAUACUAAACUGAUGUACAAACUGCCUUAUUCGAUAUUCCUUUUUUUAUGUUUGUUCGUUUUUGACUAAAUAAAUAAAUAAAAGGUAUGAAUGCUGA